AUGGAGAGCCCUCUCUCCCCCUUCUGCCAACGGCCCCGGGCAGACACUUUGGAGAGUGUCGAGCCAAGAACAUCUCUUUCUGUCAAGUCUUGGCCUUUGAUGGGCUCAUCAAGCGACAGUCCUCACGUUGGGUUCCCACAAGACGAUCACGAUGGACAUUUCGUCCCUCUUCUCGACAUUACUACUGCGAAGAAGGCCGAGGACUAUCCCCGCAACAAAGUCCAGGGCCAUCUCGCUCUAGAAAGCUGGUCUGAUGAACAACUCUUCCAGCACCUUCGUGACACUGAUUUUUCUCCAGAGAUGACUGUUCUUCUCGAUGAGAUGAUCAAGCGUCGCCCCGAGAUCCCGAAUGAGAAUGGCCCAAAGGAUAAUACCUUUCGUGACUUUGCAGCGUACGAGAAGGAGCAGUACAGUCAGUCCACGUUUGAGGUGUACGAGGUUGGGCAUAACAAUAUCCCUUUCAAGCUCAGCGCUGAUGGGAAUGGGGAUGAGCCAUCGUCAGAUACCAGCGACGGGCAACUUGAGAACUCGGCUGAUUCUGUAGAUGCUCCCACAGUCUGGCAAACUAUUCAAUCUGUCAACGCCAACAGCCAUUCUGUAGGCAGAAUCACGAUAGUCCAAGAGCCCACUCCUUUGAUCCUCGCAACUCUUCAUCUAACCAUGUCUAAACACUUCGAUAUGACUGAACUCCUCACCCAUCUCCUUUCCGAUGAGCCCAACCGUGGACGUACCCGCGCCUUUAUGAACCGGGCUUAUGAGCGACCACCUUCUCAGGCUAUUCCAUCUUCGCUCCCAAUCGGACUAUCAACUUCUCUACCCAAUGUCCGCCAGAAAUCAUUCUUCUUUGUCUUCAAGUAUUACACUGUGGUCAAUCCUCCUCUGGAGCCAGCCUCCUGGCAACGGUUCGACAAGCGAGACUCAGAGAGUCGCCUUGGAGACCACAUCGACAUUGCAGAAUGUGGCUCUGUUCUAGCUCUGUCUCUCGGUGGAGAGCCUGAAAAGGCUCCCACCUGGCGAUUAAGAAGAGAACGUCCACGAGAAGGUUUUGUUUUCAACACCUUUGGGCCAUGGCAGUUACUUGCUAUUCAAAGCUUUCCAGACAACUCCCACACAGUUCGAGGGGAAGAGUUUACCAAAGACAACAACAAAUAUGUUAAUGGUCCGCAUGCAUUCUUGGACUUGCUCAUCUCCGAAUAUCGGGAUGCAACAAAAAGAAACCUGAUACUCCAUGAGCGAAUCACCAAGCUCAUUACUCCUCCUCCCGAAUUCAUGUUCGACCCUAAGCUUCGCGAUAAACUUCUCUUUGAAGACAGGCAUUUCACGUUUAUCCGCAGAUACUUUUGGUCGUACAACACUCUAGCCGUCGUCAACACAGGCAUUAAGUCAAUGAUCGCUGCGUAUGUUGACACAUUCACCGACAGCUUCUGGGCUGGAACACAUCCUAUUUUGUGGCCGCAUCGAUACCCUGAUACACCCGACGGCGUUGCUUAUCGUGAGCGCAUGGCCACCGUGCGUGCUGAACUGGACAAGGUUGUUCAGGAGCUUACUGAGGUUCUCAAGCGCAACGAGCGCACUCGGAAAGAGAUUGAGAACUUGAGGGAUCAGCUCUUCAGUGGAAGCUCUAUCAAAGAGAGUCGAAGGGCGAUUGAGCAGGGUGACAAUAUUAGAAUACUCACCAUGAUCAGCAUGAUAUUUCUACCCCUGACUUUUGUAACAUCCGUUUUCGGUAUGACAGUCUUUACGAUUCCAGCAACAGACUGGCGUUUCGCUCUUACAAUGAUACUCGUUUGCGUUCCCUUUAUGCUCCUCAUUACAUUCCUUCAAACCCGUUCCUUUGGUGUCUUGCUGCGUAAGCUCGGGGCCAUAGGUAGCGUGGUUGCUCGCAUUUUCAAUCGUCUACGACGAGAUUCCGCUGAUGUUUCUGACAAUCGAUCUAUCGCGGCCGUCGCACCACGGAUUAACAGUGGCAUAUGCUCACUGAGGAUGCCGACAUGGCCUCGAGAACGAAUUGAGGAUUUAGAGAAGGGCGGUGUUGGAGAGUGUUCAAUGUAG
Molecule: messenger RNA, 2052 nt
Organism: Fusarium poae
Lineage: Eukaryota; Fungi; Ascomycota; Sordariomycetes; Hypocreales; Nectriaceae
Exons: 4
Coding region: 1-2052 (683 amino acids)
Biological process (GO): metal ion transport; transmembrane transport
Cellular component (GO): membrane
Molecular function (GO): magnesium ion binding; cobalt ion binding; cobalt ion transmembrane transporter activity
Source: RefSeq, a predicted model, not a curated record